CCCAAAAUACAGUUUCCAUCCACGACAGAGAGACACACACACAGAGGUCGCCGGCGGGAAUGGUUUGCUUCUGUUUUCUGAUCGACCAAAGGAGGAAGGUACGGCGGACGAAGCCGGUGGCUGGAACGUGCUCCCGCUGCGGACGGGGAGCUCGGGUGGCGGAAAUGGAAACCUCCACCACAUUUUGCCGGAUUCCCAUCCACUCCACCUUCUGGAAGGCCAUCAUUUGUUCCACUUGUGGCGCUCUUCUUAAAUCUUACAGAUAAAUCUUACACUUUCCCUCUUUCUUC
Molecule: messenger RNA, 290 nt
Organism: Cucurbita pepo subsp. pepo (vegetable marrow)
Lineage: Eukaryota; Viridiplantae; Streptophyta; Magnoliopsida; Cucurbitales; Cucurbitaceae
Source: RefSeq, a predicted model, not a curated record